Messenger RNA from Cydia strobilella, 3211 nucleotides. It is a transcript of the gene bib, whose product is annotated as neurogenic protein big brain. The record is from RefSeq and is a predicted model, not a curated record. Gene Ontology annotation, molecular function: channel activity. Gene Ontology annotation, cellular component: plasma membrane. Gene Ontology annotation, biological process: transmembrane transport. NCBI's taxonomy places the organism in Eukaryota, Metazoa, Arthropoda, Insecta, Lepidoptera, Tortricidae. The coding region runs from base 422 to 1783 and encodes 453 amino acids. The transcript is spliced from 6 exons.
AAAAACCGCCGGAAGGUCAUUCACAUUUCACAUCGGCAUCAUAUGCAAAUGAAAAACAACCCGCAAACUUUGCUAACCUAAAACGCAUGUUGUAAUAAUGGUUAUCCAAUUAACUAGCUAUUGUGAUACGAGUUGGUGAUUUGAUUACACCCCAGCAGGUCCGGGUGUAACAAGUGGAGCCCCCGCCAUUCAACUCGUUCAUUCAGAUUCACUCCGAAACCGGUCGCUGCGGCGUGAGGGCGUCCGUUGCCCGCCUACACGCGUUCGCGCGAAAUUUAAGCACAAACAAAAUAGAGUUUUGAGUUUUAUUUUUUUAGCGUCAGUGUUUGUUUUUAAUUACUAUUUUAAUCGGAUUCCUGUUUGCGUGCCAUGUUAGGUAUAUUAUAUUAGUUUAGUAGUAUUUUUAAAAGUGGAUAUAUUAAUGAGAAAAAUGGGUGAGCAAUCGUUAAAUAUGCCGGAUGAGAGUAUAGAGCAGCAUAUAGUAACGUUGUUUGAGAAGUUGGAAGGUUUGAGGAAAGAUGGUAACGAGGGACUGGCUGGUAGAGUGCCGGCUCGAUUGGAAGUGAGGACUCUAUCGCUGUGGAAGGCCGUGCUGGCGGAGUGUGCGGCCUCGUUCUUGUAUGUGUUCAUAGUGUGCGGGGCAGCUAUGGGCGCUGGAGUCGGUGCUUCGGCCUCGGCGAUCCUGCUGUCCACGGCAUUGGCCUCGGGAUGUGCCAUUGCCACGCUGACGCUGUGCUUUGUCAAUAUAUCUGGUGCACACAUCAACCCGGCGGUAUCGGCGGCGCUCUGCGUGCGUAGGCGCGUGUCGCCGUUGCGCGCGAUCCUGUAUGUAGCCGCGCAGUGCGGAGGAGCUAUAGCCGGAGCUGCUGCGAGUUUAGGCCUAAGCAUGCCAGGAUACGGCGGCAGCUUGGCAGCCGCGUUGCCCGGCGCCGGCAGCGCGUGGGAGCGCCUCGGCGCUGAGCUGGUACUGUCCGGGUUGGUGGCGGCGGCUUACUUCGCCGCCAUGGAGCGCCGAUGGAGCGGCGCGGCGCCCGCACUUCUUGGAUCGGCUUACUGCGCAGCGACGUUUGUCUCUAUGCCAUCACUAAACCCAGCGCGCUCGCUAGGCCCUUCGUUCGUCCUCUCCCGCUGGGAGAGCCACUGGGUGAGCUGGGUCGGCGGGCUCGGCGGCGGCGCGGCGUGCGCGCUCCUGCACGAGUGGGGCUCGCGACGCCCGCGCACCUCCUCCCGGGCCUCAUCCCCUCGAGACCUCGACGAUGAUAAGCCAGCUUUCACGCACUACAGACACGCUCCUACGUAUUGUGCAGCCUCAGCUCCAAGGCCGGAUAAUGCGGAGCCGCUGUAUUCGGGCACGAAGAGUCUGUACUGCAGAUCGCCGCCGCCAGCGAGGCACACGCUUCACAGGUCAGCCGGACAGCACGCUCACAUGUCGCAAUCCGUCUACAGCAAAGGCAGCAGCGCCACCACCGCCACCAACGGGCCGGCGACCGUCGCGCCACUGGUCUCCGCGCAAUCAUUACUACUACGGCCGCACGCUACGCUAGCGCACGCGCACGCGCACGUGCCGCACGCGCAGCACGCGCUCACGCAUAACCAGAAUGCGCACAACGCGCAGCGGGAGCCCGCGUACGGGACCGCGAAUGGAGUCAGACCGGGACCUGCUGGAGCCCCCGGCACCGAGCGCCGCGACUCCCUGUACAGCGGGCGGCGCGGGCCGCUGUCCUCGGAGGACUCGGCCUACUCCACGUACUCGCGCUCCAACUACCGCCCCGACCACUACUAGCGACGCGCCUCGCAGCACAACAUUGCGCUGCUCUUCGACGUCUAAUGACGUUGGCGUUACGUCUGACUGGACGUCUAAUCGGGACACUGACUUAACUAACGCCUCUGUCACGCCCGAGUGACAAACGUUACAGUGCAACAGUGAUUUUUAAAGCUAUGGCUUUAAGUGCUGCCGAUUGGGGCACAAAGUUUUAGUAGUUAGGUACAGACAGCGCUGUGUGACAAGCGAGAUUCCAAAAGUGUGCAUAUAGCGGGUUGUGCCGUGCAGCUUCCAUUUGAACACAUGCAAACGUAUUUUUAGCGGCCUCAGUGCACGCUGCACGCUCCGCCGAACGCCCCGCUACGCUGGACGCUCGCCACUGAGGCAAUACACUAAUGUUUCAGUAUCGUAGUUAGUAGUUAGCAUAAAUAAAGAAUUUAAAUUGUAAAGCAAAACAUAUUGCUCGUAUCUCGUAUACUAGGUAGCUAGAGUCAGUCCAAAGCUAACUCUGCAUCUACUUGUCAACUUCGCAUUGGCAAGCGACAGAGUAGUGCCACGGUAACCGUCAAAUUCCUAUGAAAACGUAACGUGAAAGUGGUAAAGUCGUCUGUACAGAAUUAACUUAGAGGAACUCUACCUGCUUGUAGUUAAAUAUGAAAUAGAGUUUAAUCCGUGAAUAAACCUAUAUCAUUCGAUCUAAAGCUUAUGGGCUCUCUCCGAGCGAAGCGGGAAAGGCCAUACAAUCGAGUCCGCGAUAAGGAAGGUCUUCGAGUCAAAAAGUUUGGAGUCUUCAAAAUUAGACACAUUAUAAUUGACAUUAGCUACCUACCACAAGAUUGAUUAUCAACACUAGGUGUAAAAGAUGCAUUUAAUACUUAUUAUUAUUGUAUUAUAACAACGAAUUAGUAUCGUAGAAAUGUCAUCUAACUGUAUUAUUAAGCGUAUAACGACUGUAUUAUUAUUAUCUUUUUAACAUGACCAUUUAAUAUUGUUUCAAACAUUUGCAUAAAACUAUAAUUGAAUGACCUCUCAUUUUUUUUAUACCACGUCGGUGGCAAUCAAGCAUACUGCCCGGGUAUGCAGUUACCGUAGCCUAUGGACGCCUGCAACACCAGAGAUAUUACACGCGCGUUGCCGACCCUUUAAAAACCUGUACACUCCUUUUUUGAAGAACCCCAAACUGUAGCCCCUCGGGAAAACCUCGGCAGGGAGCUCAUUCCACAGCCGAAGCGUCCGCGGGAGGAAAUUCCUCUUAAACCGCACAGUACGCGACCAUUUUGGUGCUAGGGUGUGAGGAUGAAUACCCUGCCGAUUUGUGCCAUUUUGUGUUAUGUGACGAUUAUGUCCAAACUUCGGGUUAAUUCGUUCGUAUAUAAACGAUAAAGAUUUAUUAUAUUUUCUUGCGGAAAUUAUAUAUGUCACAUUUAUCCGGAUCGAAGGACUGGGUCA